AUUUCCGGUAAGUGGCGCAUAGUGGCGGAACCCUAAAGCUGCUGUGUAAUUGUAAGAUUUAGCUGCUGAAGCAGCGCAGUUUCUUCGUAAGAUAAAAGUUAAAUCUCACAUUAAAGAUGCCGGACUAUUUGGGAGACGAUCAAAGGAAGUUAAAAGAAGAGGAAAAGGAUGACGCACCUAUCAGAGCUUUGGAUGAAGGGGACAUAGCUCUGCUCAAAACAUACGGUCAAAGCACCUACUCUAGACAGAUCAAACAAGUGGAAGAUGACAUUCAGCAGCUUCUCAAAAAGAUCAACGAGCUGACAGGGAUCAAGGAGUCAGACACAGGCCUGGCUCCACCAGCGCUCUGGGAUUUGGCUGCUGACAAGCAGACCCUGCAGAGUGAACAGCCAUUGCAGGUAGCAAGAUGCACAAAGAUCAUCAAUGCAGACUCUGAAGACCCCAAAUAUAUAAUCAACGUUAAACAGUUUGCUAAGUUUGUGGUAGACCUGAGUGACCAAGUGGCUCCCACUGACAUUGAAGAGGGCAUGAGAGUUGGGGUUGACAGGAACAAGUAUCAGAUCCACAUCCCUCUGCCUCCAAAGAUUGAUCCCACUGUUACUAUGAUGCAGGUGGAGGAGAAGCCUGAUGUGACAUACAGUGAUGUUGGUGGAUGUAAGGAACAGAUCGAGAAGCUGAGAGAAGUGGUUGAAACCCCUCUUCUCCAUCCUGAGAGGUUUGUCAAUCUGGGUAUCGAGCCUCCUAAAGGUGUGCUGCUGUUUGGGCCCCCUGGCACUGGAAAGACCCUGUGUGCUCGUGCUGUUGCCAACCGAACAGACGCCUGCUUCAUCCGAGUCAUCGGUUCAGAGCUGGUGCAGAAAUACGUGGGAGAGGGAGCCAGGAUGGUGCGCGAGCUGUUCGAAAUGGCCAGAACUAAGAAGGCCUGUCUGAUCUUCUUUGAUGAAAUUGAUGCGAUUGGGGGUGCCCGUUUUGAUGACGGUGCGGGCGGAGACAAUGAGGUGCAGAGGACCAUGCUGGAGCUCAUCAACCAGCUGGAUGGUUUCGACCCUCGUGGCAACAUCAAAGUGCUGAUGGCUACCAACAGGCCGGACACACUGGACCCGGCCCUGAUGAGACCGGGACGUCUGGAUAGGAAGAUUGAGUUCAGCCUGCCUGACCUGGAAGGCCGCACCCACAUAUUUAAGAUCCAUGCUCGAUCUAUGAGUGUGGAGAGAGACAUUCGCUUUGAGCUCUUGGCUCGUCUUUGUCCCAACAGCACUGGGGCCGAGAUCCGCAGUGUGUGCACAGAGGCAGGAAUGUUUGCAAUCAGAGCUCGCAGGAAGAUCGCCACGGAGAAAGACUUCCUGGAGGCUGUAAACAAAGUCAUUAAAUCCUAUGCCAAAUUCAGCGCCACCCCCAGAUACAUGACCUAUAACUAAGACUUUCUUUGUGAGUGUUUCUGAUUUGGAUUGUCUCUGUCAAAAGAAACCUUAAGUUAAAAAAAAAAAAGUCUUUUGGUUGUCACUGUAAUCUGCUUAAGAAUAAAGUUUAUUUCAGA
Molecule: messenger RNA, 1537 nt
Organism: Melanotaenia boesemani (Boeseman's rainbowfish)
Lineage: Eukaryota; Metazoa; Chordata; Actinopteri; Atheriniformes; Melanotaeniidae
Gene: psmc2
Product: proteasome 26S subunit, ATPase 2
Exons: 12
Coding region: 117-1418 (433 amino acids)
Biological process (GO): proteasome-mediated ubiquitin-dependent protein catabolic process
Cellular component (GO): proteasome regulatory particle, base subcomplex
Molecular function (GO): proteasome-activating activity; ATP binding; ATP hydrolysis activity
Source: RefSeq, a predicted model, not a curated record